Hippocampus comes (tiger tail seahorse) is the source of this 2752-nucleotide messenger RNA. RefSeq names its product oxysterol-binding protein 2-like. The record is from RefSeq and is a predicted model, not a curated record. The transcript has 3 exons. Gene Ontology annotation, molecular function: cholesterol binding. Lineage: Eukaryota; Metazoa; Chordata; Actinopteri; Syngnathiformes; Syngnathidae. Gene Ontology annotation, cellular component: plasma membrane; cytosol; perinuclear endoplasmic reticulum. Bases 16 to 600 code for a protein of 194 amino acids.
UGAUGAUAUUUAUACAUGUCAAAAGCGAGAUAUCUGUUUUCGUCAUUCCAGGUAACAGGUGUGGUGGCUGACUGUGUUGGCCAAGCUCAUUACAUCCUGUCUGGUACGUGGGACGAGAAAAUUGAGAGUGCCAAGAUCAUUCAGAGCAGCCGGGGUGGGAGUGGAUCAGAAGGCAAGCAGAAGACCAUCUACCAGACCUUGCCCCCCAAACUUUUGUGGAAGAAGUAUUCUCUCCCAGAGAAUGCUGAGAACAUGUACUACUUCUCAGCGCUGGCGCUGACCCUGAACGAGCCAGAAGACGGAGUUGGUGUGACCGACAGUCGUCUGAGGCCAGACCAGAGGCUGAUGGAAGAUGGGCGAUGGGACGAAGCCAAUUCAGAGAAACAAAGGUUAGAAGAGAAACAAAGAGCCGUGAGGAGGAGGAGAGAAGCGGAGGCCUCUGAUGCUCUGGAUGAAGGUCGAGAAUACGAAGGCUACCAGCCGUUGUGGUUUCAACAGAGGAGGGACUCGGUCACUGGAGAGACAAACUUUGUGUACAAAGGGGGCUACUGGGAGGCCAAGGAUAGACAGGACUGGACCAUGUGUCCCAAUAUAUUCUAACGCAGGACGCUUCCCCCCCCCCGCGCAUCGGAACCUCAGGAGACAGGGAGCUGCUCGGCCUCGGCUCCUCCGGCAGUGUGGUGUAGCAGGCUCACGAUAGCUCCACGUGGAGCUUUGUGAGCAGAAGGUGGUGAAUGUGACACACACACACACUCUUUGUACCUCCCAAUAUACACCCUCACUGCUCUUCAGAUGGAAACUACGAUGGGAUGUUCCUGUUCCCAGUGCGUGGAUGUGUGAUAACGUUGGACUUGUUAUACCACACUAAAAGCACCUGUUGAGGUGCUUUAACAUGGCACUUUUAAUCAUUCACCCGUACAGGUUUAGAUUGAGUCUGUAGAUGGCACCUUGCAACAAGAGAUUAAAAAAAAAAAAAAAACAGUCUCUCCCCAAGUCAGUUACAUUAAACAUCGUUUGUCAUCCUAAAAUGAGUUCUCGAUUACUCACUUUCUGAUUUGAGUUCUAAUUAGCGCUAAUCUAAUUCUUGCAUAAGAAAUUGUUAGAGUGAUUGUUUUUUUUUUUUGGGGGGGUUGUCGUCUCUCAACAGGAUACAACAGGUUUUAAUCAAAUUUAAAAUUGAGAUUUUUAAUUUGAGUUACACACAGUAAGUAUUGUAUCAUAUAUUGAAACCAUGCCAUGAAGCUUAUUUUCACAGUAAAUGUGCUUUAUUAUUACUUCCAAUGAUUUUUUUUUUGUUUCAGUGCCACAAUAGAAGAUAGUGAGUUUGCUUUAGUUGGAACAAACGAAUUGCCAAUUUGGCAUGAUGACAUACCUUCCUGAAAAAUGAACAACACUAGCUCUUGGGGGGAUAACAAAAAAAAAAAAACAUUGUAAUCGCUGUGAAAAUAAAUGGUUUGACAAUGGUGGAUUCAAAAGUGGCAAACAUUGUACAUCUCUACUUGGUAAUUAAUGUGUUGACUUGCAAACACAGCGAUCCCAUCGGAAUGCUGCAUUUCAUAUCCUGCGCAUACAACUUCUACUUCGUUAAAUCAUCUCUUUCGAGACUACACUAUGAACCUGACCUUGCAGGUUUUUAGUAGGAAAGUCAACAGGCAUGAUUUUCAAGUCCCUUCAGCAAUCCUAUUUGUUCCGAAUGAAUAUUCUAUGUUUGUAUAGGUGGUGUUCGAAUGCAUCACAAAGAUUGUUCAUGAGGACUCGCCGUUGUUUGGCGUACACCUCUGCAUAUGCACACAGAACUUGCGAAAGCACGUCCGCAUUCUUGCUGGAAAAAAAUGUCCAGUUUGAAUGUAACAUAGCUUUCCAUCGAAAUUCUCCGAUCGUGAAUGAAUUGCAAGUAUGCUUCAAAGCAGUUCAUGCUUCAGAAAGGGUUGUAGGAGCCAGUCCCACUUGGUACAUUUUUAAGAUUCUGUUGAAAUGCAUCCAUUUCGGGCAUCUUAUACAUGACUAGGCACUCGUCACUGUGCAUGAAAUGAGACUAGAACAUAUCGUUGUGUUCCUGCUGAUACGAAAUAUACUUUCUCUCGUCUUUUGGUGCUCUUCCAAGGCAUCACAUCCAGUGACAGCAUCCACCGUUCAGUACUAACGCAAUGUAGAUCCAAUGUCUCCCCAGUGUCGUCUUUUUAUACUGUAGUUGAUUUCAUUGGCCCUGGGUGAGCCUGGAGCCUCUGUCGGCAGCAGGUUAAAGGUCGUAGAAAAGAUCAGGGCUGGUUCCUUCUGAGCAGAAACCACAGAGGCCUUUGCUCCACGCUCACCGCAGUUCCAAUGUCUUGUCCGCAGUGUUUGUAUACUGAUCUGGGAUCAGCUUUUGAAAGUACCCUCAGUCUUUUGCCUGUAAUUGACUGGCCUGUGCACUACACAUCCAGUGGCAAGCUUUGGGGAAAAAAAACGGCAGUAUUUUUUUGUAAUUAUUGGUAGGAAUACAGAUUUCAAAGCUAGAGGUACUGUCAUGUUCCCUUUGGUCUAUUUUGUGUGUGAAUAUUUUGUGAUAAGAAAAUGAUCAUGUAAAAUAGUCCUAUGAGAAUGAAGUUAGCUGGACAGCAGAUUUGAAAUGCAGUCAUAAAAUUGGCAUUUUGAACCGCAACAUAUUCCAUAAUAAUAGAAGAAAACUCUGAGACACACUCAUUCGGUUAAGUAGCGUAGUUCAUGUUAAUAGCUCCAAAAUCACAGAAAAGAGGCCUUAUUUUACUAUAAC